Messenger RNA from Cydia pomonella (codling moth), 1562 nucleotides. Its product is annotated as carbonyl reductase [NADPH] 1-like. The record is from RefSeq and is a predicted model, not a curated record. Gene Ontology annotation, molecular function: carbonyl reductase (NADPH) activity. The transcript has a single exon. Lineage: Eukaryota; Metazoa; Arthropoda; Insecta; Lepidoptera; Tortricidae. Bases 342 to 1199 code for a protein of 285 amino acids.
UUAUUCUAACAUUAUUUUUGUGAUUACAUUUAUCCACCCUCUUCUGCAAAGUGUGUAAUAGUGCCUUAUCAGAGUUGUUACAGUGGGCCGAGCAAGAUUAUAUACAAUGUACAUAGGCAGUCUACAUUGUUUACAAAUGAUUAAACAUCAUUAAAACACUCGACCGUAAGUGAUAUCAAAUACCUAUAUUAUACUCACAGUAUAGCAAUCGAAAACAAACUUUAAUUGUAAAGAUAUAAAGAUCUUAAUUCAAUGAGCGUCAUUAAACAAACAAGCGAAACGCAAACAAUAUAAUUUCAUUAACUCACGGAAAGAUACAACGAACGCACGUCAGAUACAAAAUGGUGGAAAAAAUUGCUGUUGUCACUGGAUCAAAUAAAGGUCUAGGAUUCGCUGUUGUCAAAGGAUUGUGUCAAAAAUUCAAUGGAAUAGUAUAUUUAACGGCAAGAGACGAGAACAGAGGGAGAGAAGCUGUGAAAAAACUAGAAGAUUUGGGAUUGAAACCUAAAUUCCAUCAACUUGACGUAAGUGAUGAAAGCAGCGUAGAAAAGUUCGCUAACUUUUUAAAUUUAGAACACGGAGGCUUAGACGUUUUAGUGAAUAAUGCCGCUAUCAUGGAUCUGGGUCAAGUUUACCCAGACUACGAAGGAGCGAAAAGAAAUAUCGACGUUAAUUACAGAAGUUUGUUGACGAUAGAAAAACACCUCUUCCCGCUUCUAACACACGGCGCUAGAGUUGUGAACGUUACCAGCGCUUGCGGGCAUCUGUCAAAUUUGAAAAAUAAGAAAUGGUUGGACAGGUUGCAAGAUAAAGGUUUAACUACAGAACAGCUCAAUCAUUUCGUCGAUGAAUAUUUGGAUAGUGUGAAAACCGGUACGUUUAAAAAAGAAGAUUUUGCUGAUGAAGGGAAGCAUGCUGAGCAUAGAGUAUCUAAAAUCGCGGUGACAGCUUUAACAAUGAUACAGCAAAGGAAAUAUUAUGACAGGAAUAUUUCUAUCAACGCCGUGCAUCCAGGGCAUGUCAAGACGGACAUGGCAAAAGGCGGAGGUGUCACUGAGCCCGAUGAAGCUGCUAAAGUCAUACUUUACCUGGUGCUGGACGCGUCCCCGAACUUGAAGGGCACUUUCAUGUGGCACGAUGGAAAGCUAGUUGACUGGACCGAUGUUGAUGGCGAUUAUUACUAUAAAUGUGAAUUUUAAGACGGAAUUUAGACUCACGCUAACAAGUCAUGUCAAAAAAAGGUUAUUUAAAACUAGGGAUCGAAUACCAGUGUUCGAUUUCAGUUGUUUAUUUAUAAUUUUGCAUUUCAUUUAGGUAAUUUGAUAAUGCAUUGUCCUUGUCUAUACUCUAAAUCUUUAGGUAUUUAAAUAAAAGUAAACAAUUUGUACAUUUUCGGGUAGUUACAACAUUUAUGGGUUAACCGACCAAAUACAAAACCGCCUGGAUCUGUCACUGAACGACCUGACCUACAUUAUUUGAGGGCAGAUUUUGUUUACUUUUAUUUAAAUACCUAAAGAUACAGAGUAACAUUCUAGAAUAUUAAAGAAAUAUUGGGAAUGCUA